Molecule: messenger RNA, 1012 nt
Organism: Phalaenopsis equestris
Lineage: Eukaryota; Viridiplantae; Streptophyta; Magnoliopsida; Asparagales; Orchidaceae
Product: ethylene-responsive transcription factor 4-like
Exons: 1
Coding region: 64-771 (235 amino acids)
Biological process (GO): regulation of DNA-templated transcription
Molecular function (GO): DNA-binding transcription factor activity; DNA binding
Source: RefSeq, a predicted model, not a curated record
CGUAACUCGCCCCGCUUUCUUCUUCAGCCGCAUCUGGCCUUCAGAGAACAGAGGAGGAGUGCGAUGGCCCCCAAAGGGAAGACAAACACCACCGGCGGCGGCGGCGGGAUCGCCGGAGUAGAUGUCGUAGCGAAGGCGAUCCACUAUCGAGGUGUGAGGAAGAGGCCGUGGGGGAGAUACGCGGCGGAGAUUAGGGAUCCGGGGAAAAAGAGCAGGGUCUGGCUGGGUACGUUCGAUACUGCGGAAGAGGCCGCUAGGGCUUAUGAUUCGGCCGCCAGGGAGUUCAGGGGAUCAAAGGCGAAGACCAAUUUCUCCUAUCCAGAGCCUUAUUCGAGUCCCAGCAGCCAGAGCAGCACCGUUGAAUCUUCGAGCAGGGAAGCCCCAUCUACCCUACCGCCUCUAGCGACCACGUUUCCUCUUCCAGAACUUGAUCCGAUCAACCGCAGCGGUCCGCGAUUCCCCUUCCAGCGAUUCCCUGCAAAUGCUACCGCUCCAUCGUAUCCGAUCUUUUACUUCGAUCCGUUUGCUGGAUCGGAUACGGUGCCUAAUCUUGCUCCCACUGUGGCGAUCGCCGGAGGGAAGAAUCGUAAUCUAAUGCUGCUCGAAUCGCCGUUGAUGAUUCCAGAUUCCCACGCGCCAGCUCACUCCGGCGUGCAGAGCGAUUCGGAUUCCUCCUCUGUCGUCGAUGCUCAUCCUUCGCCCCCGCCGAAGAGGCUCGGUGGCGGAUUCGAUCUUGAUCUAAACCUUCCUCCUCCGGCUGAAAUUGCAUGAUCUUCUCCCUCUAAACUCUGAUCAAUUAUUUUUGUCGCCUAUAUAAUUGAAGGAACAAAAUUAGUAACGUUUUUUGUUGAUUUGACUCGAUUUCCUUGCAAUCGCCGGGAUUAGCGAAGUUAUUGUAGAUAGUUUUAACUCCUCUCUCUUUUUUGCUGAGGGUUUGAGGAUCUGUUCCCGUAGAUCCCAACCUGUGUUUUGUAAUCCUUUUCAUUAAUUGCAGAUGUUAUGAUUUCAUUAA